UUUGCGGACCACGCCCCGGCCCCGCCCCAGCCCGGCCCGCGCCCUAUUUGGUCAUUGGGGGGACCUGCGAGGCCCGCGGCGCUGCCGGGGAGCGGGACGCGGCGGAAGGGGACGCGGAGCGGUCGCGUGCGUGGAGGGCAGCUCGGGCGCCGUGCGGUGGCUGCGGGCGCUCGGGGGCCCUGGGAACAAUGGCGCUGUGCGCGCGAGCCGCGCUGCUGCUGCUGGGCGCGCUGCAGGUGCUGGCGCUGCCGGGGGCGCCGGCCGACGGCCCUCCAAGUGGAAACAACUCUGUGCCUCUACUGACCUCCAGUGUUAAUGUGACAGAGAAUAUCACUGUGCACAUGACUUCCAACCAGACCAGGGAAUUUAAUAGCAGCACCAUGAAGCCAGUAGUAACUUCAACACUGCCAAAAACUGUCACAGCUGUCACUUUGAAACCUGCAACUAUUGCUAAAACAUCAACACCAGGGGUCUCGCCACACGCGACUUCCACUGCCUCCAAGUCUACACCCAAAGCAAGUGCUUCCCCAAAUUCAACCCACGCGUCAGCAUCGGUGACGACCACAGGCCCCAGUAGUUUAAAGACAUCGAUAACAAUAACAGCGACUAUUCAUUCUGACAAAAGCAAAGGAUCCAGGUUUGACACCGGCAGCUUUGUUGGAGGAAUAGUGUUGACACUGGGAGUUCUGGCUGUGCUCUACAUUGGAUGCAAAAUGUACUACUCAAGGAGAGGCAUCCGGUAUCGAAGCAUUGAUGAACAUGAUGCCAUCAUUUAAAGCACUCUACUGAGCAAGGAAAGAAGAGAGACUGCAACCCUAUCAAUUAGUUUGUUUAUAUUAGCUUAAAAUAUUAUUUUCUUGGAAGUAGUAUAAGAAGCAUGCAUAAAAUGAACAGUGUGUUCCAUGA
Messenger RNA from Peromyscus eremicus (cactus mouse), 906 nucleotides. It is a transcript of the gene Tmem123, whose product is annotated as transmembrane protein 123. The coding region runs from base 189 to 776 and encodes 195 amino acids. The record is from RefSeq and is a predicted model, not a curated record. Gene Ontology annotation, cellular component: cytoplasmic vesicle. NCBI's taxonomy places the organism in Eukaryota, Metazoa, Chordata, Mammalia, Rodentia, Cricetidae. The transcript is spliced from 5 exons.